Messenger RNA from Tyto alba (common barn owl), 5057 nucleotides. Its product is annotated as steroidogenic acute regulatory protein, mitochondrial-like. The transcript is spliced from 7 exons. Gene Ontology annotation, biological process: steroid biosynthetic process; regulation of steroid biosynthetic process; intracellular cholesterol transport. The record is from RefSeq and is a predicted model, not a curated record. Gene Ontology annotation, cellular component: mitochondrial intermembrane space; mitochondrion. NCBI's taxonomy places the organism in Eukaryota, Metazoa, Chordata, Aves, Strigiformes, Tytonidae. The coding region runs from base 66 to 938 and encodes 290 amino acids. Gene Ontology annotation, molecular function: cholesterol transfer activity; cholesterol binding.
UCGGGCGGGCUAGAAAAGCGCGGCGGGAUGCGGCGCGCUCCCGGAGGCAGCCCGGCUCCCGCGCCAUGCUGCGGGCCACCGUCAAGCUCUGCUGCGGCAUCGCCCACGACCACCUCCGCCGCCUGCCCGGCUUGAAGACAACAGCCGUUGCGGCAAUCCAGAACGACGUCGGGGGGCUGGUGGUAAGAGGAUCCCGUCGCCCGCUUUCCAAAAUUCCUCAUUAUAUUCAGAGGCUGAUGGGGAAGGAGACAGCCACGUGCCCAGAGCUUGACGGGGACGCCAACCCAAGACGAUUCUCCAGCGUGGACCUCUCCUACAUCACCCAGGGAGAAACAGCCCUGCAGCAAGCGCUGAGUAUCCUGCAGCAGCACACCAGUUGGCAGGCAGAAACGCUGCUGGACAGCGGGGCCACCGUGUCCAGUGCCGCCCUCCCCGGGCUGGGCAAGGUGUUUCGGGCAGAGGUGGUCCUGGCUGUGCCGGUGGCCCGGCUGCACCAGGAGCUCUUCGAGAGGAUCGAGCAAAUGCCCCAGUGGAACCCGACCGUCAGCCGGGUGAAGGUGCUGCAGCACGUUGGGAGGGACACGUUGGUGACACACGAAGUCACCGCUCCCAGCCCGGGCAACGUGGUGGGCCAGCGGGACUUCGUCAGCGUGCGGCACCGCGGGAGGAGGGACACGGCCGUCUACCUGGUGGGCACUGCCACCCACGUCGAGCUGCUGCCCUUGCAGGAAGGGUGCAUCAGAGCCGAGUCCCGGCUGAGCUGCAUCGUCCUGCAGCCGCUGGCGGGGGACCCCAGCCGUACCCACUUGACCUGGCUCCUCAGCAUGGACCUGAAGGGCUGGAUCCCCACGUCUGUCAUUAACCGUGUCCUGCCGCAGUCCCAAGCAGACUUCAUCGAGCACCUCCGCCAGCACCUCUCUGCCACCUCACACCCCUGAGCCUCCGGGCGAGCACGAGGGAUGUGGCCUGAGCUGGAGACCCGCUCCCACCCCUGCUCAUUCCACCAGCGACGGGGCGAGGCGGUGCACCCACAGAGCAACCCCGAGGAGGGAGGACGCCCUUCACCGUGCUUCUGCUUUGGGGAUGGAGCGGAGAAUCCGCAAGCCGGGGCGAGCCAGGCACCCCCUAGCCUGGCGGUAGGGGUUUGCUUAAAUCUUUGCCCAAACCUCGCCCGUGCACGGCCGUAGGGGCUGCUGUUGGGCAUCACUCCUCCCCGCCGUGCACAGGGGAAAGGGGGUGGCUGGCCAAACGCACCCCAACGUUGGGCAUCGCUGCCCACUGGUGAGGUUUGUUCUGCAGCUUCAGCCCCGCCAUGGUUUCAUCAUUUAUUACCUGCCAGUGGUAUCAGUUGUCAGUGCAAGCUCAGGAGCUCUUUUUGGCCUGAACCAGUAACACAUUUUAUUUAUUUUUGCAAUGGCUAAGUUAUGUAUUUCUCUGUGUGUACCUACGCAUGUUCACAGAGCUUUUUCUCCUGCUAUGCCACCAGUAGCAGGCUCACGGCGCUAAACCACAUCUCAGGAAGAGGUGUGUGGGGCCAGAAAUGUGCUUUUCACCAUCAGUUCAAUUGACUUAGGGUACUGCAGCGUGCGAGGAGGUGGCAAGGCAAGAGAGAAAGCAGCUCGCGGAGACCAGCAGCAGCAGGGUGGGACUCAGCCCCCCCAAACCCAUCACACAGCACCCUGUCCUCCAGGCCCACGCGUCCACAGGAGCUUCUCACUGCAGACAUGGACCUUGGUAAAACCCCCAGUGGGUUUUGUCCUGGGAGGAUCUCCAGGAGAUCCCCAGACCUUUGCAGCAGCAGGGAUGGAUCCAGAGAUCCCGAUAUUAUCCUGCCCCCUGGGAACAAGCAUCUUGUGCCACAAAGCCGCUGCCAACCACAGUUAGAUACAAGCCUUGCAAGAGUGAAGCCGAGCAGCUGGGUGUCAUGAAAUGUUAUUAUAACCAUUGCAGAGUGCUUGUGAUUUAUACAUCUGUGGGUUUUCCUGGCUCUUUGGCUUAAUUAAGGGGGGGAAAAAAAAAAAAAAAAUCAUCUCAAACCAACUAUGUGAAAUUCUGGCUGAUAAAGAGGGCUGGCUGGGUUGAAAUAAAACAAAGAGGUGGUGACUCACUGUGUGAAAACCAUUUCAACAACCACACACAGGUAACACAUUUCCCCCCCUUCACACACCCAUCCCACAAAUAAAUCAACAGAAAGAGAUUUUGAUGUGGAUUUUUUUUUUUUUUUACAUUAUGUUAGAGUUCAAAAAAAAAAAAAAAAAAAGAGAACCCAACAAAAUUAAUAAAUAUUAAAAGUUAAAAAGCUCUGAAUCUCGUAUGUACAAAACUUUAUACAUCAUAACAACACUGGACAAGGCCACAUCACAGGAAUGACUUGGUGCGUCCGCCCAGCCCAGAAGGACACGGGGGACCAGAUGCACCCUCUCCUCCCGGAGACAGGACCAAAUCCCUGCUGGGAGCUGGGCCAUCGCAUCACUACAUCCCCACGCGACAGCUUUCCACCCACCGUGGCAUCAGCACGGCGAGAAGCAACCCAACCUCAGCUUGCCUGAGGCGCUUCUUGUGCUCACCUGGAAUAAAUACCCAGUGCUGGGUCCCAGCCCGGCAGCAUCACCCCCCCCCCCACCCAGAGCACAACACAUGGGGCAAAGAUGGGAGGGGAGGGGGGGGUGUUUUAUCACACCCUGCUUUAAGUCUUGCCCGCCUCUCUUGGCUAGAGGCAGGGGUUAGCACCUGCAGCUCAGCCCCCUUGCACCAAAGACCCCUUCCCCACCUCGGGGACCCUGGUUGCAGGGUGCUGGGCCGGUCCUGAGCCACAGCUCUCCUCCUAGGUAUCACAAGGAACCACUGCAAAUGUCCCUUAUGCAAUAAAGGACUAAUGCCCAGGACAGCACUGAAGGGAGGGGUACAACUGAGAAUUUGGGAGGAAAAAGUGAGCACGCCUAUGCACAUGUACUGCGCCCUGCAGCCAUCACAGCCCGUUUUUUUGGAGGGGGUGGGAGGGGGACGUGGAAGGUUUUGUCUUUUAUUCAACGCCUCCAAGGCACAGCCUGCUCCGGGCCCCAGUCCUCCCGGCCCCCCGCACCUCUGGGGGAGAGCUGCCCCUUGAAGAGUAAACGAAGCGUUAUCUUUGGCACGAUAAAUAAAUGCUGGCACUCCCGCGGGCGGGUGGCGGGGCUGGCCCAAGGGGCACGGCCGUGGUGGCAGCAGUCCGAGGGGUGACCCCCAGCCCCUCUGCGCCCACAGUUAUCUCGCUGAUACCCACACCUGCACGCCUCGGAGCUGGGCACCCCGCCGCAGCGUUUGGUAGGCAGCCCCCCCCCCCCCGUCUGCCUGCUCCCCCGAGGCUGCUCGGCUCAGGCAGAUGCGUGGCUCUUCUGUCUUUUUGAAGCUCACUUAACGCCCAAGGGCAGCACCCCGGAGGCAGGGGAUCUCCAGCCUCAGGUGCUUUUAGGAGUAGCUCCGUAGACGCUCAUCCAGCCUGGACUCGGAGGCAUUCUGGGGGCAGGAGGGUGCCCAAGCUGCCCUCUUAACAUCUCUUCAGCCCUUUUUGUACUGUUGGGUAGCUCCAGGGGAGCGCUGCAGACGGAGUCUGAUGCUUAAACCACCGGGAACGCGCGGGGAUCUCCAUUCAUUUCAAUUAAAGUGUGUCCUUCAACAUCUCCCCUGCUGCAAUCCACGCCGGACCAGCGAAGGCCGAGGGGAGCUUGCACGUCGACGCAAGCUCCUCCGAGAUGCCCCAACCUCAAGUUCCUUGCAGCUACACGAGCGCUGUCGAUGCAGCGCUCUCUCCCAGCACCGACAGCACCAGGCUCGUCCAGCAGCAUGCCCUAAAACCCACGGGCUCCCCAGCACACGCCCAACCGGUCCAUCUGUCAAACCUCACCUUCCUUGGACUCCCCCUUCUCUGUCCCCAAAACCUCCUCCCUACCAGCGCUCAUCCCCCACCGGAGCCCACCUCCCUCUGCCACCACAACCUGGAGGUGCUGGACCCCCCUCACAGCUGGGAGGUUGCCCAGCCCUAAGCACCAAAACCACGGCAGCCCCCUCGGGGACACCCCUGCGGGCCACAGCAGGCUGCCUGCACCCCGCUCCGGGGGGGCUUUGAGGACUGUAACUCCUGGCAGACCCUGUGCCUGGAGCUGGCCUGACACACCCCGCAAGCCGCACGCAGACCUAGGCUCCUAAAGUGCUGUGCUUGUGUUUAGUACUUGGCACAAUAAUUUUUUUAACAGCAUUAAUCAGCCCACUUUCACCCCCGCCUCCUACGCGACAAAACAGACGCAGAUGAAUCUGCUUCUCUCCUGUCUUUGUAACUGCCCCUAAAAUCCGCUCCCGGCUUCCCAGUUGUCCCCAUUUCCCUCCGAAAGUGUUGAUGCCCCACAGGCACUGGGUACAAGGGUGCAGGGAUGAGGCUGGUGGCCCUGGGGAGGCUGGGCAUCGCUAUCAGCUCAAGGCUGGCUAAGGGCAGCAUUGGCUAAAAAGUCACCACCAGGUGACAGGCAUUUUUUACAUGUAUAUUUGGUCUUCGACCACGUCCUUAUUGCUCGUGUUAGAGUUGCCUGGACCAUCUCCUGCCUAUCCCACCACGCAGGACAGAACCUGCUCUACGGUUUUCACGCUCUGUCUUCCCCCAGACACAUUUCCCAAACUCUCUACCCCAACAGCGACAGCCCAGGGCAGCAGUCUGGGCAUUUCCCAAUGUUUCUAACCCGCCACCCCAAUCACAUCUCGGGCUGCUUGCCCCCCCGAGAUCCCCAGCAUCCUGGCAUUGCUACCCCCAAGCUCUCAGCACAGGGGCUGAACCGCCGAGCUGGGACCCUCCUCUCCAGCACAUCUUGUGUUGCUAGUUAGGGCAGGGGGAAGCAAAAAGCAACAUUAAAUCCCUCCCCCCCAAAUCUUUUUAGCACCUUGGGAGGAAGCAACCUGUCUACCUGCAGCCAAGCCGCUGUUGCUUUUUUUCGCUCCUUUUCACCUUUUUGCUGUGGCGCUGUCAAAAAAAAAAAAAAAAAAAAAAAAAGAAAACCCAACCGUGCCACAGCUGGGAAGGCCGGGGGAGG